Molecule: messenger RNA, 465 nt
Organism: Dicrocoelium dendriticum
Lineage: Eukaryota; Metazoa; Platyhelminthes; Trematoda; Plagiorchiida; Dicrocoeliidae
Source: the annotation of a GenBank genome assembly
AUGGCGUGCAUUACCUUCACAGGUUUGUUUCUGCUGCUCAAGCUCGCAGCUGGCAUGCAAGACUCCGCAUACACAUACUGCUAUGGCGGACCAGAUACCGAAGUAAAGAGUCUGCAAAUUCAACACUGUGAAGGCAGUUAUGGUGUUUUUGGAUCCCACGGUCUUGGUGAAAUUGAGAUCAAAUUCGAAGAAAAGCAACAAUUAAAUGAAAUUCGGGUACUCCUUACCGCAGAGGCUUCCGGCGUUCCGUUUGUUAUCUUCGAUCUGGAUAGAGACUGCUCGAAUUGGGAGCUGACAGAAUGUGUCAUAUCCAAACAUGGGGAUGAGUAUAGAAUUCGACACGAAUUCAUAGUCACUAAAGAGAUGCAUGCGCACAUGCACACGUUGAAAUGGCGAAUACUUUCAAAUGAUGUGCUUAUACUUUGCGUGCGUUUCUACUUUCAAGGAUUUGUUUGCCCUGGAUGA